GAUAUUUCUUAUUAUUUUUUGUUGUAUUUUUUCUUUUGUUUUUGUAUUUACCAGUUGUUCUUUUCUACGUUCUGAAAAUCUCAUUUGAAGUAGUGAUUUGUGUUUAAAACGUUCAGUGUAUAGUUAAAAAUAUUGUACUAAUUUUUCAAUAUCGUUUUCUUUUGUUAUUUGUUGGAAGGUAACAAACGAAAAUGGGACAAGCUCAAAGUUAUGACUUAAAAGAUCAAAAUCACGAAGAUCAAGAUCCUUGGUGGAGUCCACAAUCUGAAGAAACAAACCAUGCAAUCGAAACUAAAAGUGGAUCGUAUCAAUCUACAGUCGACUUCGGACAACAUACAAAUUCUUCAAAUCAAAACAAUGAAUGUACAAUCAACACUGAAGACAAUUUAGACAAUGACAGUCAACAGUUUAAUGGUUAUUCAAGGACAUUAGAUUCACGUGAAAAAUUGGAAAUAUUUAAGAAACAUUUAGAAGAGAAACGUUUAGAACGGCAAUCAAUUUUAUCUGCGAAAAAACGUGAAUUUGAUCAAUUACGUACUGAUUUAGAGCAACAAAAAAUUCAGAAUAGAAUAUUAAGUGAAAAAUUAAAAGAAUUAGCUAGUGGAAAUUCUGUAACAAUAGAUAAUAAUGAGAUAUCGAAAGUGGUUCUGCUUGAAUCUAAUGUGGAAGAAUUAGCAAAAGAAAACGAAAGAUUAAAAUCUCAAUUACAAACGUUUAUAGAAGAAAAACAAAAUACUGAAGAGAUUUUAAAGAAAAAUAAGGAAUUACAGAUUGAACAAGCCUCUUUACAACAUGAACUACAAUCGUUGAAUAAACAAAUCAGUGAAUCGGAACAACAAAAAGAAGAAUAUAUAAAACAUAUUGCUGCGUUAAAAGACAUUAUAAAAAUAUCAAAACAGAUGAUUUUAAUACGGGAAGGAGAAUUGAAAGAGUUGAAAUUAAAAGUUGCAUUAAUUGAAACCACAUUAGCUGAUCGUGAGGCACAAGUAAUGUCAAAUGAUUUACGUGAAGAAUAUGAAAGGCAGUUACAAAAUAUUCGAAAUUUGCGAACAUUGUAUGAAGAAAGAUCAAGAAUAAGCCGAAUUGAAUUACAAAAUGUAAAAGAUCAAUUAACAGAUACGCAACAGAAAUUAGAAAGCGAAACGACUAAAAGCAGUGAAUUAGAACAAAGAAUAAAUGAAUUAGAAACUGAUGUCUCGCAGAAAUAUGAUAACAUCAGUAGUCUGGAAUCAAAUUUAGGGUUGUCAAAGGCAGAAUGUCGUGGUUUAAAGCAUGAAAUGGCUGUUAUCAAUCAAUUAUUUGCCCAGUUUUUGCUGGGAUUUAAUUCUCCAACACAAGACGUGAAUUUGGACAAACUAGUUCAGUUAUUAGAAGAAAAUCAUGAUCUUUUAACAGAUAUAACCGUGAAAGACGAUUCAGACGAGACUGCCUUACCUCGAUUAUUAUUACAUCUAGUCAAUGAAACAGAUAAAAGCACAGAACAUGUAAAUAAUGAAAAUUUACAACAAGAAGAAAAUUCAGUUCCUGAAGGGACUAAUACUAAAAUUCAAAAUGAAGAAGUUGAUACAGGGCAAGGUAAUAUCACUGGGAAUCAAUUUAACUCACCAGAAGAAAUUGUUACAAAUCUUCCAAAAGUAUGGAGAGUAUUAAUGGAAUUGUUGAGCCAUCAAGUUGCUCAACCUGUUGAGAUAGAUGAAAGUUGUACAACACCAACAACAGACGCUAGUAAUCCAUGUUAUAAAUCAGUAGAAACACCUGGUGGAACUCGUUACGUGUUAAGCGUUAGUAAAACUUAUAUUCGACUUAAGGAUUUAAUAAUGGAAAAGAAAUAUUUACAGAAAGAAAUGUUGAAAAUGAAAACAUUAAAUACGCGUUUAGAAAGUCGACUUCACGAACAAGAAUCUCGAUUACAUAUUGUUACGAAGGAGCUUAGUAAAACUUGGCAUAUUGUUGGUAGAUUGCAACGCCAGCAUGAACAGUUACACACAAAUGAACAGAUUUUAUGUUACGAAUUACGACAGAAACGAAAAAUGCUAAAUGAACUCAAAGAAGAACUAGAACUUUGUAAAGGUAAAUGGAAAAGUGCUCGUGAAAAGAAUAAAGAAUCUGAACAUGAAUGCCGUAAAUUGAGAUCAGAAUUUGCAUCUAGGCGUAGUAUGGCCAUAUUAGAAAGUGGUAAUAAUAGUGCUGAAAGUGGUUACAGUGACGAACAAGAAGAGCUUGAUAGUGAAGAUGAUGAUUUGGAUGAUUCUGAAAUACAAAGUAAAAAAGAACUUGAAGAGCGUUUUUUUAUUACUGACAAUUCUAAACCGUCUGAGAUAAACUGUGAUAAUGCAAAUGCUAUAACAGAAGAUGAAAGUACUGAAGUGUCAUCUAUCUCUGAAGAAAGUAUUUCAGAAAACGUGCCUUGUUCCAAUAUUACUGAUAACAGUAUUUUACCGACAGAUGAAACAAAUGAAAUACCUAAAAUAGUAACAGAAUGUCAAGAAGUAAGCCAAUCCAUAAGCGAGAAUUGCGAUGAAUCAAAUACAGAUUUUGACAAACAAUCAAACUCAAGUGAAAAUUUAAGGCUGAAAGAAGAAAUGCAUGUACAUUUUGAUGAGAACGUUGAAAUAUUUAGUUCCAAUUCUAGUGAAAAGCUUCUUGAAGGGCCAUCUACUUGUAUUGAGAACAGCACACCCCUAAGCAGAGCUAGAGAAUCCAUCAUCAAAUCAGAAAAUGCAGCAAAGCAACGGGAAGAGAGAUUUAAAAGACUAGAAGAACAUUGCCAACAAUUAAAACAAACAUAUACCAAUCAAACUCAAAGAGGAACUGACUUAAGUUUACGAUUAGAUAAUCUUCAUCAACAAUUUAGUGGCGAGUCAAGUUAUAAUACUGCUUCAGGUACUAAUUCAAAUGUAGAAGAAAACACAUUAACCCUUGACGGUGAGGAAUCAACGACUACAUUAUCCAUAAAAGAGGAAGCCACUUUACCAAUUUCUGUUAACCAAGAAAACACUCAACAGGAAGAGCCUACACCUAGUACUUCCACAAGGAAUCCUACAGAUAGGGAAGAACGUUUUAAGCGAUUAGAAGAACAGUGUAGACAAUUAAAACAAAAAUAUUCUAAACAAACUAAAACGGGAACAGAACUAUGUUCAAAAUUAGAUAACAUUCAUCAGCAGUUUUCACCUGGAUCAUCUUCAAACGGUAAUACAAGCGACAAUACAACUGGGAGUAGUAUUAGCAGUAAUAUAACAACAACGAGUAACGAAUCUGAAACAUUGAAAAUAAUUCCCAACAUAAAUACUGCAAUGGAACAAACUGAUGUUGAAUCAUUAAAUAAUCAAACGACUACUACACAAAAUACUACCAACACUAAUAAAAGUAACAACGAUGAAAAUUAAAUGAAACUAAUGUUUAUAAGGUUAUUGUCAUAAGAAGAAUUAUGAUGAAAUGUAUUGCCUCAGGUGCAUUUGAUUAAGCUUUUAUUGAAUGAUGAUUCAUUAAAUGUAAUUUAAUUUAUUAUAACACAUUAAUGUUGAAAUGAAAGUCAUAUAUAUACAAUGGUUAUCAUAAUUUAUUAUACAAUGUUUCAAAUUUAUUAUCAUAAAUUCAUAUUAUACCAACAGAUUUUGUAAAAUCAAUGAGGUAGACAUAUGUAUGUUUUAUACAAACAAUAAUUGUAUGUAUAAAUCUGAACACUAGCAGCCGGGACCGAUUGAUUUAAAUGGUGUGUAUUGGCGCUACGUUCCUUAUCACAAGUAAUCGUUCUGAUUUGUUUGUUAGUUGGAAGGUAAAGCCAAAAACAGUUCAACAAUAAAACGAUACCAAAAACCAACAUGUAGAUUACCUAGGAAACUAAAUUUUUUUCAAUCGAUUCAGCUUGCCAUGAAUUUUGAAAAAAUGCAACAAUAUUAUUA
Molecule: messenger RNA, 3902 nt
Organism: Chrysoperla carnea
Lineage: Eukaryota; Metazoa; Arthropoda; Insecta; Neuroptera; Chrysopidae
Product: myosin-10-like
Exons: 9
Coding region: 192-3386 (1064 amino acids)
Source: RefSeq, a predicted model, not a curated record